Molecule: messenger RNA, 1520 nt
Organism: Colletotrichum destructivum
Lineage: Eukaryota; Fungi; Ascomycota; Sordariomycetes; Glomerellales; Glomerellaceae
Product: Putative WW domain-containing protein
Exons: 3
Coding region: 350-1351 (333 amino acids)
Molecular function (GO): protein binding
Source: RefSeq, a predicted model, not a curated record
UAUUGCGCCUCCCCAAUUACAACAACGCCUAACACUCCCCUCAGCGAAGUAAAGAGGCGACUUUUCUCCAUCCCAUCUCUCCCCUCUCCUCCAAACAUCAGUCCCUUAUUUCAAGUUUGGUUUUCUCUAACCUGUCCAAAAGGGUAGCUGUAGAAAGCUUUGGAACCUUUAGCUAGUACCUACCUCGACACAACCUUACUCCCACAUCUCCAGUACCUGCAGCAAUCGAUCCCGUGUCAAUCCCGAUUUGACGGCCCUCGUUCAUACUAAGGCACUGCGCGCGCAAACGUUGGAUCGCUUUUGACGGCAUCACCUUGCCCUCCCCAGAUUCAAACUCACAAUCCUACACAUGGCCGACGAUUUCGCUCCCCCGACGGGUCCCCCGCCUCCCAAGGCCCCCGAGGUCCCACCCGGCUGGAUCGCCCGCUGGAAUGAUCAGUACAAAGAAUGGUUCUACGUGAACCUCCACACCAAACAGUCACAAUGGGAUAAGCCGACCGAGCCCGCCGUGCCCCCUCCUCCGCCCCCGGCCGACGACCAACCGGGCGGCCCUCCCCCUGGCUACGCCCCGGGCCCCGGCGUGCCGACGCCCCCUGUAGACCAAAAGACCAACCCCUACGACCAGAAGCACAACCCCUACGAGAACCAGUCUUCGACACCCCAGCCCUACGGCGCCGGCGGCUCCAAUACUAUGAGUGAGGACGAGCGCCUCGCCCGCCAACUCCAGGCCGAGGAAGAGGCCCGCUCUCGUGGCUCGCACUCGCCCAUGCCUCCCGGCUACAACCUCCACCAGCAGCAGCACCAGCAGCCCCAAAGCCCCUUUCCCGAUCAGCUCCCGCCCCGCGCGCAGGAGGCUAGGGGCAAGAGCGGCGGCGGGUUCCUCGGGAAGCUGCUCGGCAAGGCCAAGACGGGCGGCAUGGGCGGCCUGGGUGGCUCGAGCAGCCACGCGCAGCCGCACUACGGCGGGUACCCCCAGCAGCAGCAGUACGGCGGAUACCCGCCUCAGCAACAGUAUGGCGGGUAUCCCCCCCAGCAGCAGUAUGGGGGUUACCCGCAGCAGCCAGGCUACGGCGCCCCGGGGGGUUACGGCAUGCAGGGCGGCGGAUAUGGCGGUUAUGGGCGCGGCAUGGGCGGAAUGGGCGGCAUGGGCGGGGGUCGGAAGCCCGGCGGCGGCGGUAUGGGUAUGGCUGGCGGCAUGGCGCUUGGUGCCGGUGCCGGACUGUUGGGCGGCGCGCUGAUUGCGGACCACAUUAACGACGAGCAGCAAGAGGCGUAUGCCGAUGGAUACAAUGACGGUAACGACGGCGACGACUUUGGCGGUGGUGGUGACGACUUUGGUGGCGACUUCUAGUCGGUUAGGUAGGGCCGGUUGUUGGUGGAUGGACGCAUUCCACAUGAGUUACUCGGAUGGGUCUUGCAUCACGCAAGAGACCGGAACACAAUAUGGAAAGACGGGCGGGUGAAGGGCGUGAAAUUUGUCUAAUAAUAUCUGUACGCUUGCUUUUUCGUCGUAGACAAAC